This is a messenger RNA of Vanessa tameamea, 422 nucleotides long. Its product is annotated as histone H4. Lineage: Eukaryota; Metazoa; Arthropoda; Insecta; Lepidoptera; Nymphalidae. The transcript has a single exon. Gene Ontology annotation, cellular component: nucleosome. Bases 111 to 422 code for a protein of 103 amino acids. Gene Ontology annotation, molecular function: protein heterodimerization activity; DNA binding; structural constituent of chromatin. Gene Ontology annotation, biological process: nucleosome assembly. The record is from RefSeq and is a predicted model, not a curated record.
GUAGAACGACGAGACUACCAUAAAGUGAUCGUCUCUGAUCGACAGCGGACGGAUUUCUGUACGUCUUUCUUUGCCGUUCAGAUUAAACAAGACAAACCGAAGACAAGAAAAUGACCGGUCGCGGUAAAGGUGGAAAGGGUCUGGGGAAAGGAGGCGCGAAGCGACACAGGAAAGUGCUCCGUGAUAACAUCCAAGGUAUCACGAAACCGGCCAUCCGUCGUCUCGCACGCAGAGGCGGUGUGAAACGUAUAUCCGGUCUGAUAUACGAAGAGACUCGCGGUGUCCUCAAAGUGUUCCUCGAGAACGUAAUCCGCGACGCCGUCACCUACACCGAGCACGCGAAGAGGAAGACCGUCACCGCCAUGGACGUAGUGUACGCCCUGAAACGUCAGGGACGUACUCUGUACGGUUUCGGCGGUUAA